UUUUCCUUCAACUUUUAAAUGCGUUUGGUCUUUCAAUCCAGCCAGAUGCUGUUUCUUCUUGUCUGUGUAUAACUAAACUACUUUUAAAAAAUACAUACUCCUGUCUCAUCGAGUCCCGCCCGUAACACCACCCUACCCGAGAUAAAUGCGCCAAUAAACCAUCACCACAACCCAAAAUGGCGCACUCGAAACGAAACACCUCUCUUCCCCAUUUUACCUCCUACGAACGGGGCCUCCUCCGCUCAACCUGGGGCACCAAGCGCGGCGUCAUCAGCCGCGACUCCUUCCUCCCCUUUGGCUCCUGUCGACUCUGCCUGCAGCCAGCCCGAACCCCCGUCGCCUGCGCCACAAACGGCGAUCUCUUCUGUCGCGAAUGCGCCAUCAACGACCUCCUCGCGCAACGGCAGGAGAUUAAGCGUCUCGAGCGAGAACGCGAGGAGGCCCGGAAGCGCCUGGCCGAGGACGAAGAGCGAGCGCUCGAGGAUGCGCGGCGAAGGGAACUGCGCGAGUUUGAGCUCGUGAGUAUGGGGCUGGAGGCGGCGAAGCAUGAUCACGCGAAGGGGACUGGCGGCGGCGGCGGCGGCGGCGGGGAUAAUCGGCGGAAGCGCAAGGCGGAGGAGACGGAGGAGGCAUUGGCGGCGUUCAAGGCGCGCGAGAUUGAGGUCGACGGGAAGCGGAAGAAGAUCUUUGAGCUGGAUGAGAAGGAGAUGGCUCGGAUUGCGCGGGAGGAACAGGAGCGGUUGAAGCGGGAGCUGAAGCGGGAGAAGUCUGAGUCGAGCAAAUCCGCGCUCCCUUCGUUCUGGGUCCCGUCGCUCACGCCAUCGACCGAUCCCAAUGAAAUCGCCGCUAACAAGGCCGUCAAGAUGACGCCCAUCUGUCCGGGGUCGACGGACGAGAACCGCCAUGCCUAUUCGCUCAAAUCGCUGGUCGAUGUGCAUUUUACGGAGGAGAAGGCGGCGGACGGCACCGUCUCGCGGAUCUGUCCCAGCUGCAAGAAGAACCUGAGUAACGGGCUCAAGGCUAUGUUGGCGAAACCCUGUGGUCAUGUUAUCUGCCAACCGUGCGUCGCCAAGUUCAUGACGCCGCAUGAUGUCCCCGAUCCCCAUGCCAGCAAGGAGGAACAAGAGCGGACGGCGAAACUACACGGUUUGGUUCUCUGCUACGUGUGUGAGGCGGACAUUACGCCGCGGGAUCCCAAGGCCGAAGCUUUGGAGAAUGGAACUGAAAAGGGGAACGGGAAGAAGUCGAAGAAGAAGGAUAAGGAGCAGGGGAUUCGACCGGGGUUGGUGCAGGUCAGCUCGGAGGGGACCGGGUUUGCAGGGGCAGGAGGAAAUGUAGCGAUGAAGGCUGGGGUUGCCUUUCAAUGUUAAGAAUUGGCGCAUCCGCGGAGUUUUGAGGUUUUGGUAUGUACUUGUGAAAAAUGUAUUCCAGUAGCAGUUACUUGACUAGUUGACUAGACUAGAUGAUCUAUGAGAUGAAGGCCAUGUCCCAAUGCACGCCCAACGCCAGACAAAAUGAGAA
Molecule: messenger RNA, 1521 nt
Organism: Aspergillus novofumigatus IBT 16806
Lineage: Eukaryota; Fungi; Ascomycota; Eurotiomycetes; Eurotiales; Aspergillaceae
Product: putative RING finger domain protein
Exons: 3
Coding region: 177-1370 (397 amino acids)
Cellular component (GO): nucleus
Molecular function (GO): ubiquitin protein ligase activity
Source: RefSeq, a predicted model, not a curated record